This is a messenger RNA of Abrus precatorius (Indian licorice), 1319 nucleotides long. Its product is annotated as tobamovirus multiplication protein 1-like. The record is from RefSeq and is a predicted model, not a curated record. Lineage: Eukaryota; Viridiplantae; Streptophyta; Magnoliopsida; Fabales; Fabaceae. The coding region runs from base 241 to 1110 and encodes 289 amino acids. The transcript is spliced from 11 exons. Gene Ontology annotation, cellular component: plant-type vacuole membrane.
CCCCGCUUGCUAGGUGGGACUGAGGUAGAAAUGGAAGGGAAGAAGCUUAGUUGAGAGGAGACAAGACAGAAAGCAAAGCGCGCGCCAAAGUUGCUGUUUCCAUUUCUAAUCUUCUAAUCUAAUCUCCGUUCUAAUUUAUCAAACACACACUCUCUGUAGACUGUCAGGUAGAGACUACUUACUACACUAAACUCUCUCUCUCUCUCUCUCUCUCUCUCUCUCUAUCUCUCCCCUCGCAAAAUGAGGAAACUGCAACUCAGUUUCACGCCCAUUGCGAUGGAGAUUCCACCUCUCUUCUCGUGGUGGUAUCAAAUCGACCACUCCACUCGCUGGCAGGACGCUAUUUUCUACUUCCUCUGCGCAGCUUAUGCUCUCGUCUCCUCCAUCGCUCUCAUUCAAUUGUUAAGAAUUGAAGUAAGAGUACCUGAGUAUGGUUGGACAACGCAGAAAAUUUUUCAUCUCAUGAACUUCAUUGUCAACGGAGUGCGUGCGGUGGUGUUUGGUUUGCACAAACUAGUUUUUCUUUUGCAUCCUAAGGCCAUGAUUUUGAUGCUGUUAGAUCUGCCAGGGCUUCUGUUUUUCUCCACUUACACACUUCUAGUUCUUUUUUGGGCAGAAAUUUAUCACCAGGCAAGGGGUUUACCAACUGAUAAGCUCAAGAUAGUUUAUAUUUCGGUAAAUGCUGCCUUGUAUAUUAUCCAGGUUUGUAUUUGGAUCUACCUCUGGAUAGACGAAAACAGUGUUGUGGAGUUCAUUGGAAAGAUAUUUAUUGCAGUUGUGUCAUUUCUGGCUGCCCUAGGCUUCCUGCUAUAUGGAGGAAGAUUAUUUUUCAUGCUGAGGCGCUUUCCAAUUGAAUCCAAAGGAAGAAGGAAGAAGCUUUAUGAGGUUGGAUCUGUCACAGCCAUCUGUUUCACCUGUUUUCUGAUAAGAUGCGUUAUGGGUUUUCUGUCUUCAUUAGAUUCAGAUGUAUCGCUUGAUGUUUGGGAUCAUCCUGUUCUAGACUUGAUCUACUACAUGCUGGUUGAGGUCCUACCUUCAGCUUUAGUCCUCUAUAUCCUUCGCAAAUUGCCGCCAAAGAGGAUAUCAGCCCAAUAUCAUCCUAUCUGUUAAUUUCUUGGAUAACUGCUAUUUCUUGGAUCCCCAUAGAUUAUGAUUUAAUAGUGGUUGAAUAGAUUCUUUUAAGUUCAGCAGGAGAAACAGUUAAAGAAAAAGGAUCCAGAUUAAGUCUCAUGGCAACAGUUCUUACAUGUGUGGUGCUGCUAUCUGGAAAGGAUAGUUAUGAUUCAGUUUUUGUAGGGUAUACACGGGAUCACAAAUCA